CGCCAGACGAAAAUAAUAAUCGGACGAGUUUCCAAGAGCCGAAUGUACCGGUACCAAAUCGCAACAUAUCAAUCAUGUCAGUCAUCGACCAAAAAGAAUACCUGAAAAGAUAUCUUUCAGGAGGUGAUACUGAGGAUAAAAAGAAGAAGCGAAAGAAAAAACACGGAGGACAUUCAGGAGUAGCUGUGAAGGCUGCUAGCGUGCGUAUAUUAGAUGAUGAUGUGGACUUCCGAACCCUUGUCCAACCUGAUGCUGAUGAUGACAAGUCCAAAUUGCUUGAAGAAGCUGAUGAAGCUCCUUUGGUAGCAGGGUUUGUUGACGAGAGACCCGAAGAGGAAGUCAAGCUGGAACAGUACAGGAAGAGUGAUAAAUGGAAAGUAAUGAAACAAGAUGAAGAGGAAGAACCGUCUAGGAUGUCAUCAGGAAGUCGAAGACCCCGCCAUGAUUCCUCAUCAGAUGCUUCACCGCCUAGGAGACGCCGUCAUGACUCUGGUUCCGAUCUUUCACCCCCCAGAGGCAGGUCAGGAGAGAUGUCCAGGAAAAGGCAUGAUUCCGAUUCCGACCUGUCGCCACAUCGAGGAAGGCAAGAGCAGACAUCGAAGAGGAGACACGACUCAGAUUCCGACCUGUCGCCGCCUAGAGGAAGGCCAGAGCAGACAUCGAAGAAGAGACACGACUCAGAUUCAGACCUCUCCCUUCCAAGAGCCAGACAGGGGCGGGUGCCCAGGACACAGCAUGGUUCAGAUUCUGAUAUGUCUCCUCCAAGGAGAAAUGGCACGGGUGAACAUUCCCGGAGGGGUCGCCAUGAUUCAGAUUCCGAUUUAUCCCCUCAAAGAGCUAGGGUCAAAGACUCAAGGAAAAAGCGGCAUGGCUCGGACUCUGACCUUUCACCUCCAAGACAUAAAAAGUCCAAAGAUUCUAGGAGAAGUCGUAAUGAUUCAGACUCUGAUUUAUCAUCUGUGAGGACUAAGACGAAUAAUGGAGACAGACUAAAGCAAAGGAGGAGACAUGAUUCUGAUUCCGAAAUCUCCCCUCCUAGGAGAAGAAAACCUAGUCAAGUUCAAAACUCCAGGAGGAGACAUGACUCCGAUUCUGAUCUUUCACCUCCAAGGAUAUCAAAUUCUAAGAGGAAAGACCAAACUCGAUCAAAGUCCAGUAGGUCCAGUCGGGACCUGUCUCCAGUCAGGAGGAAAGGGCGUGGCUCUGAUGAUGACCUCUCUCCACCCAGGAGAGGGAGCGAAGGGAAGAGGAGAAGGGUGGACUCUGAUUCAGACCUUUCACCUGACAGACAAAGACUACGCAAAGCUGAAGAUGGGAUGAAGCAGAAGCCAAAGACAACUCUGUCAGGGGCUAAGGCCGGUUUAUCAGAUGCAGCUGCCCUAAGGAGAGAGAAUGAAGCAACAAGACGAAGAACCAAUGAGGCUUACUCAAGGCUUGAUGAUGACACCAGUGGUAAAAAUGCAGAGACUGUUUUCAGGGAUAAGAGUGGUAAGAGGAGAGACUUGAAGGAGGAGAAACGACUGAAGAAAGAAGAAGAGGCCAGAAAAGCUGAAGAAGAUGAGCAAUUCUUGGAGUGGGGAAAAGGGGUGGCCCAAGUCAAGAAUCAGAAGAACAGCGUUGAAGAUACGAUGAGAGAGAUGGCUAAACCUUUAGCGAGGUACAAAGACGAUACGGACCUGGACCAGAUGUUGAAAGAACAGGACCGAGAAGGAGACCCCAUGCUGGCGUUCCUGAAGAAGAAAGAAUCUAAGGCCAUGGCGAAGGCUGGGAUUAAAGAGAAACCAAAAUAUCGAGGACCGAAGCCUCCACCGAACCGCUUCAACAUCCAGCCAGGUUACCGAUGGGACGGGGUCGAUCGAUCGAGUGGAUUCGAGAAGAAAUACUUCCAGAGAAUAUCGGACAAGAAGGCUACGUCGGAAAUAGCUUAUAAAUGGAGCAUUGAAGAUAUGUGAACGAAAAUGAUCAAGGAUGGCAUGCCCAUUACUAAAAUAUACUUAUACCCCAACAAAGAGUUGAUUUGAAUAAAAAGAAAAAAAUCCAACAAGCAUAACACUGAAAAUUUCAUCAAAAUCGGAUGUGAAAUAAGAAAGUUAUGACAUUUCAAAGUUUUGCUCAAUUUCACACAACAGUUAUAUGCACAUCCUUGGCCCCAUUGCAUAAUACUUUUGCCGGAGUUUUUUACGGCAAAAAAUCAGGAAACUAUGGCAAAAAAAAUUGCCGGAGUUUUACAUUGCAUAAAACUUUGCCAGAGUUCUUACGGCAAACAUUAAAAAAAACUCCGGCAAAUCAAGUGGGUUUUUGCUGUAGCUCCUGGUCCAACGGCAAAGUCCUAAAAACUCCGGCAAAAUAGUUUCAAGAUGGCUGCUCUAUUGUAUGCCAUACAGCAGGCAGCUGCUUUGAGACGGGAGCGAGUCUUUAGAGAUCGAACGCAUCCCUUGGAUAUCUAUGACGACAGCGAGAUGCUGAAGUUGAAUAGAUUUUCCAGACAGGGAUGCGUUCAUAUCAUUAACAGACUCGCUCCCCAUAUCGAGCAUCCAACAAGAAGGAAUUUUGCUAUACCUGCAAGCGUUUAUCACCGUACGUUAUUUUGCGACCGGAUCGGUAUGCAAAUGAGGAGACUGAUGACGUCAUCCACGCACUAUUUCUUUUGUAUUUUAUUAUGUGAAAUAUGGAAAAUUCUAAUAUUUUCCUCAUUUUCAAGUGAAACAACGAUUAAUUCCUCCCUUAUCAUGUUGAAUUGGCAUUGUUUAAUACUAUAUGGUUCAGUCAAUUUGGUCCUUAUUGUCAAAUUUGUAAAAAAUGAAAUAUUGUAUAAUUAAAACAAUAAAAAACAAAAGAAAUAGUGAGUGAGGGACAUCAUCGACUGUCUCAUUUGCAUGUCACUGAGUUGUGCAUAUCACUGUUUUGUGAAAAAUAAGCGAAACUUUAAAAUGUCAUAACUUUCUUAUUUUACAUCCGAUUUUGAUGAAAUUUUCAGCAUUAUGCUAGUUUGAUUUUUCUCUAUUUAUUAAAAUCAACAAUUUUUGGGGUGGACUUGACCUUUAACCGGAGUAGAGUCAUGGUUUAAGAACCAAGAGUGACUGCUUGAAAAUGAACCAGAGGGAUGCUUUUGAAGUUCGACCUUAUGCGCGCCUUGUGACCUAGGGAGUGUUUCAUCAACAUUUUCAUCCGACAAGUUGUCAGAUCUGACAUCUUUCUCUGAUGUUGAUUGGCUGAGAGGUACCGUUACUAUGGUAACUGUCGGAUAAAAUGGGACUUGUCGGAUAAAACGUCCGACAAGUCCUUUCAUGAAACGCCCCCCUGGAUACUAUGUCAUGACAAGUUUUGUCAGUGACUUUCACAGAGUGAUUUUACAAGCUACUGCAAAUCCUUGCAUUUGAUUGGCUGAGAACAAGUAGGGAAAAUCACUCUCAAAACUUCUCAUGAAAUGCUCUCUGGUUCUUGUGCUUUUGGGAUAACCCAUUUUUCGUCAAGGUCUCAACAAAGUGGAGCUGAAUUUAUUUAUUAGAACUCUUAAAACGUUUUUGAAAUUAUCUGCACUACAUUCAGAUGCUUGUUUACAACAGGAAUUUUCGUUCUAAAAUUUAACCUGAAAAGAUUGGAUUUCAACUUUAUUUGAUGGAAAACAAAAUAACUGAGAAUGUAAUUCGGCACCCAAGAGCAGGGGCCAAUUUCAUAAAAUUUGUUAUAAUAAUUUGCAAUAACAGUUAAAAGCUACUGAAAUCCUUCAAUCUGAUUGGCUAAAUGAGAAAUUGUGCAUUUGUUACUAUAACAUGUCUUUUUGAAAUGGGACCCAGGUUAUUGGGUGUGUGUUAAUUCAUGCAUAACUAACAAACCUCUUUGAAUCGAAGCUAUUGCAAGUAUUUGUUAGACAGGGCCCAAGACAGCUCGGUCAGCACAUGCCAACAAAUGUAAGGCAAGCCGUUUUAUGACAUAAAACUGUUCGUAAGUUGCAAGCAACUUUACAAACUACUAGUGAUCCUUGAGGUAAAUUCUCGCUACCCCAAAUAGGAACACAAAUCUCAUAAUGCGCGAGACGAGAUAAUUUUCACUCCGUCGGGUCGUCAUCACCACUUCCGGUUCAGAGUCAUGCUCGCGCGAUCGCGAGAUUCGCAAUACUGAGUUUUCCACCACACCGAAAUCGAUGCCAAUCAGCGUAAUAUGUACAUAUUAUAAUACUUCUUAUUUAAUUUGGUCAGUUUUUAUUCCAUUUGAAUUAUGAAUAAAAAUAGAAAAUAUAUUUCACGUGAAAAUAAUUUUUAUUCUUGUUUUUAUUUGGUUAUAAAAAAUAAAACAAAAAAUGAAUAUCUUAAAAUUUUGCAUUUAGCGACCGGCCUGACAUCACGAUCGUAUUCGACUAGACGCUAAAUAUAUACACUACAGCAUUCAUUCCGUUCAAUUUUUUGUCGACCAAAAAAUUUAUAAAAAAUCAGUUUCGGAACUUUAAAAAGUCUUAACAAUGGAAAGCGUCGGGCAGAAUCAGUGACUUUAGCAGAAACGGCCGUUAAACUGUAUCGUGAAAGAGAGGGUUGUGAUCACGAACUUUCCGAGCGAAAGCGACGUUGUGUUGUUGUGGAUGACGGCACUGUUGAUCUGAAUGGCAAAACAGUGCGUUGGACUUCCGAACAGGAAGUUGUAAUACCGAAAAGCUAUCCCAUAAUGCAAUGCGCGUUACAGGGAUUUUUCCCGGAUCUCGGCGAAAUCGCUAUUUGGGGUAGCGAGAAUUGUGCACACCAAAUUUUCAUUGGUGUGAAUUUAAAUCGUACUAAAGGAUGGCCAGUUGUUGGUAGUCGCUCAUGACUUACAAUCAGCUCUAUGAAACGCCUGCCAGAUGUGGUGCCUUCUUCAGGAUGGGCAAAUCUGCAAGAUCGAAGCUGCUUUUCAAACGACUUCUAGGUUUCAAGAACUGGUUAGAGCACAAAUUAUUACUUUCAAAUCAUUUCCUGAAAGAUAUCCAUCCAAUGCCAACUAUGUAUGUUCCAUCUUGAUAUUGUGAGGAAAAAAAAAUCAUAUUUUGCAAUGUCAAAGUUCUUUAGUUUAUCUUGUGAAUGAUGUAAAUAUUAAACACUGGCCUCUAUUCUGAAGUCGGGUUUAAUUUAAACCAAUGGUCUAACUCUGUACUGAAAUUAUGGGUAGCCAUAUAUUAACAAAUUAUGUUUAUAUAAUAUAUUUCUUAUGUUGACUAUUUUGCUUCCUUUUGCUUUCAUAAUGAAGAAAAAUACUUCAAAAUACUUCAGUAUCAUUCCCAGACAAUUUCGGCGUCACAUGAGUUAAGAAAUUUGAUGUGUACUCUUAGGGAUUUGUACCCCAAUUGGCUCUCCAUAGUUUGAACCACAACUUUAAACCAGGGUUUAAUUUAAACCCGAGUUCAGAAUACGGGCUUAUUUCGAAAGAUAAAAAAAAAAUGGACCCAUGUGAUUAUUAAAAUGUCUUGGUAAG
This is a messenger RNA of Lytechinus pictus (painted urchin), 5439 nucleotides long. RefSeq names its product BUD13 homolog. Lineage: Eukaryota; Metazoa; Echinodermata; Echinoidea; Temnopleuroida; Toxopneustidae. The transcript has 7 exons. Gene Ontology annotation, biological process: mRNA splicing, via spliceosome. Gene Ontology annotation, molecular function: RNA binding. The record is from RefSeq and is a predicted model, not a curated record. Bases 75 to 1952 code for a protein of 625 amino acids. Gene Ontology annotation, cellular component: U2-type spliceosomal complex; RES complex.